AUGCUACUGUGCCGGAGCCUAAUACUCCUGGCGGCGCUCAUCGCGGCGUUCGACCCGCCGACGCAGCUGGCCGACCUCGCGGACGCCGCUGCGUGGCGGGUCGGGGAUGGGAUGCCACUUCUGGCGUUCGUAGAAGGCCCGGCCCGCCGUGUAGAAGCGCGGACACAAUAUUACAUUGUGCCGCGCUUCUUCCAGCGAGCGGGUGUGCCUGUAGGACACCAGGCAGUAUUUGGGCCCAGCGCGACAGCGGCUGCCGUUCCUCCCUACUGUGAUGUGGCCGAAACAGUUCCCACACCAGCGAAACUGGCGCGUGAUUUCUACUCGGUCAUCGAAGGUUGCGUACACCCAACAGUCGCGUGGCGAAUGGGAGCCACCGCAAAAGAUACAGGACGAGGAGGAGGUGGAGUGUUCGCCCUGGAAAUGAGCGCGCUCGAGGCUGCUUUGGCCGAAGCCUCGCUCGAUCGGGGUUGCAGCCAGGUCGAGGCGGGCCAAGCCACCCAGCAGUUGUGCGCCAAUCAGGGCCUCUUCGGCCGCUCGGCGUUCCUGCUCGGCGGCCUGACGUGCGCGUUCGGCCUCUUGCUGUUGCCGAAAGGCCGCGAAUUCGCGCGCCUCUUGGCCCGAGAGGAGGAUGCCCGGUGGCGGAACAGGGCCAAAGGCUACUGGGGAAGCCUC
Messenger RNA from Mesorhabditis spiculigera, 672 nucleotides. The record is from the annotation of a GenBank genome assembly. NCBI's taxonomy places the organism in Eukaryota, Metazoa, Nematoda, Chromadorea, Rhabditida, Rhabditidae.